This is a messenger RNA of Clarias gariepinus (North African catfish), 410 nucleotides long. RefSeq names its product tachykinin precursor 4 (gene tac4). The record is from RefSeq and is a predicted model, not a curated record. NCBI's taxonomy places the organism in Eukaryota, Metazoa, Chordata, Actinopteri, Siluriformes, Clariidae. Bases 61 to 387 code for a protein of 108 amino acids. The transcript has 5 exons.
UCAGCUGAAAUAAAUUACAGAAUUUCUCUGUCUUAUUUCAGUUACUUUACAAAUUAAACAAUGGUGCUUUUUAAACUUUCCAUUCUGGCCUUCGCUCUAUAUGUACAGCUGCACAUAGGUGUUUCAAGUGUCAGCAAAGGCGUGGACAUGUGGUCCUUGGAGAACUGGCAGGGUGACCCAGCAGAAAGUGGUUUCACAUUGCACAUCGAUGACCUGCUGAAGCGCUCUGACUCACAAAAGUUUCACGGGUUAAUGGGUCGAAGCUUAGAAAUUCCUCAACGCCUGCAACUUGGUCAAAAAAGCAACAAUAAAGAGAUGUUUGUUGGACUGAUGGGCAGGAGAUCUUCAAAGGGGGAUUUUAAAGAUGUACCAGAGAAGCUACAGUAAUGCCGAUGUUAUGCAGAAAACCU